Messenger RNA from Stegodyphus dumicola, 2132 nucleotides. RefSeq lists its product as uncharacterized. The record is from RefSeq and is a predicted model, not a curated record. Lineage: Eukaryota; Metazoa; Arthropoda; Arachnida; Araneae; Eresidae.
GAUCCAAUCACGUCUUUCAGCGUAGCAUUUUAUCAAAAUAGAUACACGGAUUAUGUUUUUACAGGAUCAAAGGAGUAUUUACGUGCUUUCUGCUUGUUUUGGGAUAAUACUGUUUCAGCAUUUUUGCGAAUCCUCUCAACAAUGGAUAUCUCAAAACAGUUAUGAAAAUAUAACAACACCAAGAAGACCUAGAUUGUCAGUCUUCCGAUUUAUAGCUCCUUUUUCUAUGAUGGACAGUUGCAAAACUACUUCCGGUUUUAUAGGAUCCUGUUUAUCUGCUCAAGAUUGCAUCAAGUCAGGUGGCAGAGGCAUGGAAACUUGCGCAUGGGGCCUCGGAGUUUGUUGUGUUCAUGCAGCAUCCUGUGGCGCUACAACAACUGCCAACAUGUCUUAUUUUAUCAAUCCUGGUUACCCUAGCACGUGGUCCAGUGCCAACGAUGUUUGUACUUUCACGGUCAGACAACGAUUAUUUACAAAGACAUGCCAGUUGAGAAUCGACUUUGAAGAUUUCUAUAUUAUUGGACCUAGUUCUGGUUUGUGUUCAACUGAUCGUUUCGAAGUUAGUGGUCAAGAUCUUAACAGUAUCAUACCAGUCAUCUGUGGUUACAAUACAGGGCAACACAUGUACGUUCAAGUAGGCAGCAGUGCAGGGGUAUUCCGCUUCAAUGUGUAUACGACAAGAGAAAGUGAUGAAAGGAAAUGGAGGAUUCGUAUUACACAGAUACCUUGUAAAAGUGACGCUAUGGCUCCUGCGCACUGUCUUCAGUACUUCACGGGGACGGUAGGAAAGUUUCAGUCAUUUAACUACGGAAACGUCAAGUCAGUAAACGAAGAUACUUACUUCUUAAACAUGGAUUAUGCUAUCUGUAUUCGAAAAGAAGUCGGCAUGUGCGGAGCGACUUUCUCCUACGACGGUGACUUCAAUGUAAACGCUUUUAAUGCAACAAAGCCAUGUAUUGGUGAUUAUUUGAGCUUCGGAACACUCAGGAAAUGUGGAAUAGUUAAGAAAGGUGUAAUAAUCGAUGGAAUAAAAUUUAAGAGCAAUGGCCCCAUGAUUAUCACGUUUGUAAGCGAUGACAGACAGGAAAUAACGGAAAACAGAGACUCUGGAUUUAGUUUCAAGUAUACUCAAUCUUCCUGCUCUGCAACGUAACAAAUCAGUCAACAAACAGCCCAUGGAAAUAAGCUUACUGCAAUAAAUCUCAGCCAGAUUGAUUUAUUUUAAAUAAAAUAUUGUUCUUUUUAGUAAUUUAAUUAAUAAUCAAUUAAAUCUUUAUCCUCCGAAUUCUUUCCCAUAAAUGUCCACGUAGACGAAGAACUGGAAAAUUUUUACUAAAUGUUGCUUAAAGAAUGGAAGCGAAGUGUCACAUACCGGAUUUCGGAUUAUAACGUCUGAAACACACCUAGAGUACAUCACAACUUUUUACUAACAAGAAACCAUUCUUUUUUAAAAAUUUAAAUACUAUUUUAAUGCUUUAGAUUAAUGUAAAUCAUAUGUGAAGCAAAACUAAACGUGAAAUCGCUGCUAUAUUUAAGCAUAAAGUACCACUAUUUAAUACUUAUAUAUUUAACUUAUAUUUAAGUAUAAAAUAGUUUGAAAUUAAUAGUAAAAUAGUGGUUAUAUUCGCUUUCUUUGCCGCACUUUUAAUGUAAUAAAUACUUUUGCACUUCUGUUUGGUAACCAGUAAGCUAAAUCAUGAAUUACUAAAAAAGCAUAUUUAAUUAAACAGGCUGUUUUAACACUUUUAUUUCUGAGCUUACCCUGAAAAUUAAAUACAUUAAGGUUUCCUUAAAAGUAGAAAUUAAAUUACUUAAAAUGAUUACAGUAAUUUACUUAUAGUUAAGUCUUUACGUAUUUUUAUUAAAUUAUGUAUACUUAAGUAUAACAAAUAAAUCAACAGCAAUCAGCAGAAAAUAAAAAAAUGUCUAAAGCAACUGUAAUGCCAUUCGCACUUGUACUCAGGGCUUAAUUUCUAAAAGUAGAAGUGUCGGAGCCCUAUGAAAGACCAUCACCAAAGAGGAGCAAGAGUAGAUAAAUAAACAAAAUGACCAUUAAAAUCAUUAAUAAUUUAAAAAUUAAAUAGUUAAUGAGUAUCAAAUUAAUUAAUAAUUAUUUAAUAUAUAUAAUAAUA